Acanthosepion pharaonis is the source of this 3525-nucleotide messenger RNA. The record is from the annotation of a GenBank genome assembly. Lineage: Eukaryota; Metazoa; Mollusca; Cephalopoda; Sepiida; Sepiidae.
AUGAUCUUUUUUUCUGCAUUCCAUUGCUUUGUUUUUCCAUCUGUAUUUUUUACUUAUAUCGACUUUUUUUCCUUCUCUACUACUUUUAUUUCAUUCCCACCUGCUUUCAUACCUUUCACUUUUUAUUAUUCCAACAGUAAACGCAUCCCCCUUCUCUUCUCAUAUCGAAAUUCUUCUUCUUCUUCUUCUUCUUCUUCUUAUUAUUAUUAUUAUUAUUCCCUCCACCUAUUUUCAAUUAUUAGCCCUUCUCCAUUCCACCUGCCCUUCUUCUUGCUCUUCUUCUUUUUCUUCUUUCCCUUCUUCUUCUUCUUCUUCUUCCUCCUCCUCCUCCUUCUUCUUCUUCACCUUAAUCAUCAUCUAUUUCCCCAAUUGCUGCUGCCCCUCCUCCCCCUCUUCUUUUUUGUUUCUUUUUCCACUUCUUCCUUUUUUUCUUAUUCUUCUUCCACCUCAUUCCACUUCUCUUCCUUUUGCUCCUCUUAUGUUUUCUUGGUUUUCCUCCUCUUACGCCUCCUCUUCCUCCUGCUCUUCUUCUUCUUGCUUCUCUACAUCCCCAUCAUCAUCUUCUUAUCCAGAUCCUCCUCCCCUUCUAUUUUUCUUCGUUUUCUUCCUUCUAUUCCUGCACCUACUAUUCUUCUUUUUCCACCUCUCCCUCUUCCACCUUCUUCUUCUUUUCUUCUUCAGUCCUCCUCCUCUUUACCUUCUUCCUCCUACUCCUGCUGUUCUUUUUUUUCAUCGUCUUUUUCUUUUUCUUUUUCCAUCUUCUCCUCAUUUCUUCUUCUUCUUCUUCUUCUUCUUCUUCUUCUUCUUCUUCUUCUUACCCUUGCGACUUUUCUCUUGCACAUUCCACUACUUGCUCACAUUUUCCCACCUUUUUCUGGUUUACCAAAUUUUCUUCUUUCCCAUAAAUCUUUUGUCCAUCUUCGAAAUCUUUCUCACUUUCUUCAAUCUCCUCUCUACCACCUUACCUUAAUCCUUCCACCUAUUUUUCGCGCCAUUGCGUCACUGCCAUUACCUUCCAGGAAGUUGUCAUUGGAAGAAGAGGAGGAGAAAGAUGAGAUGAACAGAGCAAUAGUGGCCGUUACGAUCUUGAAGAGUCUUCCACCAUUUUUAGCGGGGUUUCUUCUUGAUUUGUUCUUCAUUUUAAUCCUCAUUCUUCUCCUGGAUUCAUUUAUUUAUUUAUUUAUUCUUCUUCUUCUUCUUCUUCUUCUUCUUCUCCUUCUUCUUCUUCUCCUUCUUCUUCUUCUUCUUCUUCUUCUUCUUCUUCUCAACCCUUUUCUUUCCCUUCUGCCUUUGACUUACCCUGUUCUUCAAGAUUUUCCUCAUAAUCCUCAUUCUCCUUUGUAUGUCUCUAUUCUUUCUUUCUUUCUUUCUUUCUUUCUUUCUUACAAUGGGUUACUUUGUUUUUUCAAGAUAAUCCUCAUUUUUCACCGGAAUUUCUUUUCUUUCUUUCUUUUUUUUUCUUUCUUCCUUUCUUUCUUUCUUUCUUUCUUUUACAUCGUCGAGGAUUUCUUCUUCUUCUUCUUCUUCUUCUUUGUCAUCAUCACUAUCUAUUUCUUCAAUAGUCAUCAUUCUCUUCAGGGUCUCUUUCCGUCUUUCUUCUUCUUCCAAUGGGUUACUUUGUUUUUCAAGAUAAUCCUUAUUCUUCACCGGAAUUUCUUUCUUUUCUCUUUCUUUCUUCUUCAUCGUUUUGGCUUUAUUUUCUAUUUUGCUACUCUUGCACUUUUCUCUAGUGGGUUUCUUCUUAAUUUCUUCUUCAUGAUAUUGCUCAUCUUCCUCCGGGACAUUUUUUUUUUUUUUUUUUUUUUUGCUGCCUUCAUUUACUUCUUCUGUUUCCAAUGGUUUACUUUCUUCAUCUUCUUCAAUAAUCAUCAUUCUCCUUACGAUUUAUUUCUUCUUCUUCUUCUUCUUCUUCUUCUUCUUCUUCUUCUUCUUCUUCUUCUUCUUCGUCGUCGUCGUCGUCGUUGUCGUCUUCUUCUUCUUCUAAUGGAUUACUUUAUUCUACAGGAUAAUCAUCAUCAUUCUCCAGGAUUUCUUUCUUUCUUUCUUUCUUACUUUCUUUCUUUCUUUCUUUCUUUCUUUCUUUCUUUCUUUCUUCUACUUCUUUCACCUUCUUCCAAUGCCUUUUGUUUUGUUUUUUUCUUCAUUAUACUCAUCUUUCUUCGCCUAGACAUCUAUCUAUCGUCUUCUUUUUCUUCUUCCCUACAUUCCGAUCCCCACUGUUUAGGAGUUUAUUCCCACCGUAAUUUCUUGUUUGGUUUUCUUUCUCUAUAUGUUUGUUUUCAUUCUUCUUAUUUUUCAGGUCUCGUUACUAUCUUCAUUCUUCUUCGCUCCUUAUUUCAUCUCUUUUUUUUAAUUCAUUCUUCCUCAGAAUGUCUUCUUCUUCACUCCACUUUCUCUCAUUCUCUCCUCUUUCUUUUCCUCGAGUUAUUUUUUUCCUUUUCUUCUUUUGAAGAACUUACAAAUUCUUUCAUUCCUCUUCUUUUUUUCCCUCCCUUACUCUCUCCAUUUCCUCUUCAUUUCUUCCUUUGCUUCCCGUUUCUCUUUGCUUGUUCUUCUUCGAUAAUCUUUCCAACUCUCUUUUUAUUCAUUCAUCCCUUCUCCCUCAGGCAGGACAGGCUAUCAAUGGCCGGACAUGGUAAUCUGAUCUCAGCAAUCGAUGUGUUGAUGUUCUCGUUUAUAUUUUACUCUAUGUUUCCAACUCUUACUUUUAAAUAUCUCUUUCCCUUUCACUUUCAUUCCUAUCUCUUUUCUUUUCUUUUUUCUUCUUUCUUGAUCUUUGUUUUCCUUCUUCUUCUUCUUUCUUUCUUACAUUUUCCUUCGUUUUUCUUUCUUUCUUUUUCCUUUUUUCUUUCUUUUUCCUUUUUUCUUUCUUGCAAUUAUUUCUUUCUCUUUUCUUUCCCUGUUCAUUUAUAUUGUUUUUUUCUUUGUAUCCAUGUCUUUUCUUUUCUUUUCUUUUCUUUCUUUCUUUCUUUCUUUCUUUCUCCUUCAUUUUUCUUUCCCUCUUUCUUCCUUUUUUCUUUUUCUUUCUUUCUUGCAAUUCUUUCUUUCUCUUUUUUUCCCUUUUCAUUUAUAUUGUUUUUUCUUUGCAUCCGUUUCUUUUCUUUCUUUCUUUCUUUCUUUUGUUCCUUUCCAUUUAUACUUUUUGUUUACCUCGUCUUUAAACUUGCAUUAAGUCUUUCUUUCCUUUAUUUUCUUUCAAUCCUUUUCCCCUUGACUUUCUUCCUUCCUUCCUUCCUUCCUUCCUUCCUUCCUUCCUUUCUUUCUUUCUUUCUUUCUUUCCGCUUGAGUCUCCAUCUUGCCUGCUCCCAGGCUUCUCAAGCUCUGACCUUCUUCUUCAAUUCCCCUAAUGCCACUGACCAACUGACCGACAAACCAAACCUAACCCCACUGCCUAACGCAAUUCUCAAAUCACCUUCUCUUCUCUCCUCUCCUCUCCGCCAUCUAGGUUUUUCCUUAAGUCUCUUUUCAUGGUCUUUGCUUAUCUCUCAAUCACUACAAAAUACUGCUCUCUUCUUUCUGAGGUAG